Molecule: messenger RNA, 771 nt
Organism: Triticum turgidum subsp. durum (durum wheat)
Lineage: Eukaryota; Viridiplantae; Streptophyta; Magnoliopsida; Poales; Poaceae
Source: the annotation of a GenBank genome assembly
AUGGCCGCCGCCUCCCUGUCUCGCCUCUCUCGCCGCGCCUCCGCCGCCGCGGCGCCUUCCCUCCGCCGGAUCCUCUCCUCCACCGCCACCGCCCCCGCUGCGCCAUCGUCCUCACCACCCCCCGUCGCAGCCGCGGCGGCAGGUGCGGAUCGGGUGCGGUGGGAUUACCGCGGGCAGCGGCAGCUAGUACCACUCGGGCAGUGGCUUCCCAAGGUGGCCGUCGACGCGUACGUUGCUCCCGACGCCGUGCUCGCCGGGCAGGUCACCGUCCACGACGGCGCCUCCGUCUGGAGCGGCUCCGUGCUGCGGGGCGACCUCAACAAGAUCACUCUUGGGUUCUGCGCCAACGUCCAGGAGCGGUCCGUCCUCCACGCCGCCUGGUCGGCCUCUACAGGUCUUCCAGCUGAGACCCUUGUUGACCGGUAUGUGACAGUGGGUGCGUACUGUCUUCUGCGCUCAUGCACUAUUGAACCUGAGUGCAUCAUCGGUCAGCAUUCCAUCCUAAUGGAAGGCUCAUUGGUUGAAACUAACUCGGUCCUUGAAGCUGGCUCCGUCCUGGCCCCAGGGAGGAGGAUUCCGACUGGGGAACUCUGGGCUGGCAACCCUGCCAGGUUUGUUAGGAAGCUGACCAACGAAGAGAUAAUGGAGAUUCCAAAGCUUGCUGUGGCCAUCAAUGAUCUUAUGCAAAGCCAUUUCUCAGAGUUCCUCCCAUACUCUAAUGCUUAUUUGGAGGUAGAGAAGCUGAAGAAGUCGUUUUCAAUUCCUUUGUAA